This is a messenger RNA of Xenopus tropicalis (tropical clawed frog), 2571 nucleotides long. It is a transcript of the gene fbxo42, whose product is annotated as F-box protein 42. The coding region runs from base 360 to 2417 and encodes 685 amino acids. The transcript has 10 exons. The record is from RefSeq and is a predicted model, not a curated record. Lineage: Eukaryota; Metazoa; Chordata; Amphibia; Anura; Pipidae.
AUCCGCCCAAACUUGUCUCAACCGUGAAGUUUCAUUCAGCCAAUAGCAGCGCCGACGUGUGAGUCUAUGUGACGUUUAGCUGCCCCACACAAGAUGGCGUAUGGCGUGAACGUCCGGUCUUAAUGCGUCUCAUUUUUUUGUGACCUUCAUAACAUGGCGCUUUCGCCUUCUGCGCCCUCGGCUGCUAAUUGAUUUGCACGUGCGCGUCACAGGGGCUGUGCGUGCGCGCUCACGCGUUGUCCGUACCAUUCUCCCAUCAGCCGCUAAAGGGAAGAUGGCGGCUCCGUGACUGAGGAGAUACCGGGAGGGACCGGGCCCGGCCUGCGGGACAGAGAGAAAUCGGGGGUUGGUGAGAUGCCAUGGCUGUCUCUUCUGAAAGUGAAGACGAUGCAUUUAUGGCCAUCGACUCGGAGGAAGGAACGAUGGAACAGGACGAGGAGCUGCCCCCCCGAGGGGCGAGACUGAGGGGCAGGCACAGCCAGCUGAUGGCAGAGAUGCCAGAGGAGGUGCUCGAGUACAUCCUGUCCUUCCUGUCUCCCUACCAGGAGCACAAGACUGCCGCCCUAGUGUGCAAGAAGUGGUACCGGCUCAUAAAGGGGGUAGCCCACCAGUGUUACCAUGGCUUUAUUAAAGCAGUGCAAGAUGGAAACAUCCAAUGGGAGAGUCGGACCUACCCAUACCCAGGGACGCCAAUCACUCAGCGCUUCUCCCACAGUGCCUGCUAUUACGACGCCAACCAAUCCAUGUACGUGUUUGGGGGCUGCACCCAGAGUAGCUGCAACGCUGCGUUCAAUGACCUAUGGAGACUGGAUCUGAACAGCAAAGAGUGGAUCCGACCCUUGGCCUCUGGUUCCUACCCCUCGCCCAAGGCUGGGGCCACACUUGUUGUGUACAAGGAGCUGCUGGUUCUGUUCGGAGGUUGGACCCGACCCAGUCCUUAUCCAUUACACCAACCUGAGCGAUUUUUUGAUGAAAUUCACACCUACUCGCCUUCCAAAAACUGGUGGAACUGUAUCGUCACAACGCACGGGCCCCCACCUAUGGCCGGGCACUCGUCCUGCGUCAUUGGAGAUAAGAUGAUAGUGUUUGGGGGCUCCUUGGGCUCUCGCCAAAUGAGCAAUGAUGUGUGGGUACUGGACCUGGAGCAGUGGUCAUGGUCUAAGCCCACUAUUACUGGUUCCUGUCCUCAUCCUCGUGGCGGGCAAUCUCAGAUAGUGAUUGAUACAGAGACCAUCCUGAUCCUGGGGGGCUGUGGAGGCCCAAACGCUCUGUUUAAAGACGCUUGGCUCCUACACAUGCACGAGUGCCCUUGGACCUGGCAGCAACUCAAGGUGGAGAAUGAGGAGCAUGGUGCCCCCGAGCUGUGGUGCCACCCAGCCUGCAGGGUGGGACAGUGCGUAGUCGUAUUCAGCCAGGCACCCAGUGGCCGCGCCCCUCUCAGCCCGAGUCUGAACUCCCGCCCUUCCCCAAUCAGCGCUACUCCCCCCGCCUUGGCCCCUGACCCCAAGGAAUACCGUUCCCACUCGCCAGUCCGGGCCCCAGACGAGGCCCCCUGUGUAAAUGGGCGCUGGGGAACGCUCCGCCCCCGGGCUCAGAGACAGAACACAGGCGGUUCCAGGGAGGGCAGUCUGUCCCCGGCCCGGGGGGACGGCCUUUCCCCUGUACUGAAUGGGGGCGGGGUUUCUCCCGGUGCCUCGCUGGACAGCCCCCUGCAGGUCCUUUCCCCCCCGGCCGCCGAGGUGUGUGGGACCCGCAAGAACUCCCUCCCCGAGCAGAGAGACUUGUGCCUUGGAGCGUCGGACUACGAGUGGGAGAGGAAACGUAGGGACCCGGAGCUGGACUCUGCCGGUCGGACCCCGUCAGAACAAACCAAUGGGCUUCACACCCCCCCGCACAUCACUACUACCCUCUCGGGGGCUGUUUCACCCGGGGCGCUACGCAGGGGGCUGGAAGCUGUCAGAGCCCUGGCUAGCUCCUCCCCCUCUGCACCCCAAAGCGGCGCUUCCCCUCGGAGCCCCCCCACCCUGCCGUCCCCCGGCUCGCCCAGUAGCGGAGCGGAAUCUGCCCCCCGACCAGUCCAGGCCCAGAAUGAAGGACAUUCCCUGCCCGCCAUUGCCCGCCGCUUGGGGCACCACCCCCCCCAGUCGCUGAACGUGGGCAAGCCCCUGUACCAGAGCAUGAACUGCAAGCCCAUGCAGAUGUACGCCCUGGACAUUCGGGGGGCCCGGGAGCGGGGCCGGGUAAAGUGGAAAGUGUUCAACAGCAGCUCGGUGGUGGGGCCCCCCGAGACCAGCCUGCACACGGUGGUACAGGGGCGCGGGGAGUUGAUCAUUUUCGGGGGGCUGAUGGACAAGAAACAGAACGUCAAAUAUUACCCCAAAACCAACGCCUUGUAUUUUGUACGAGCGAAGAGAUAAUGUCGCGGAAUGGCUAACCAAUCGGACUCUUCAUUCUCCUGGCCCCGCCCCCCCCCCGCUUGUUUCCUUUCUACUGUUUUACACUACUUGUUCCCUUGUGUUUUUAGCUCUCGAUAUGAUGACACGAGCCAAUAAAGAAAACAGCUGAACUCAA